AAAAGACACGAGUCCUAACACGCAAAAGUCUUUGGCGGGAAUGGAAGAGGGUGACAGUGAGGCCAUUUUUGGUGCUCUUAAUCUGAACCCGCAACUCUUCUGUAACGAAGUUCUCAACAUUGUCGACGAUGUGCUCGACGAAGCUUUCAAUUUCUUCUACCAGGACGCAUCCACGAAGCUCAACAUCGAAGGCACCCAAAGGUCCCAGGAUCUGAAAAAGGGUGUUGAUUGCGUUCGGCUGAAUGUUCAAUCUGUUUUGGACAAACAACUUGCUGCUUGGGAGAGUUACAUCCUCCGUCACUGUUUUGCUCUUCCCCAAGGUUUUCGUAUGCCAAACACCGAUGAAUCAAAUGAGAAUGCCCUAGAUCCAGGUGCUCCUUUUGAUCCAGAUAUAGAUGCCCAGUUAGAUUCAUUGAGAGAAAAACUAAUUGAGGUGGGGAAGGAGUCUGAAAUGCUUAAUCAAGAAAUGCAAGCAUUAGAAAGAAAGUCUGCUGUCAAUGUGGCUGGACAUAUCAAUGAAGCUGUACAAUUAUAUGAGCAAAAUUCUAUGCAUGAGGUGUUUCAGGAGAUUGUGACGACCGCCUCAGAACUUGGAGCAAAGAUGGCAAAGCUAAACUCUAGCAUGAUUGAAGAGACUGACCAAACAAAAACUAAAAGGAUUUACAGCACAGAAAUGGAUCUAUCUGCUAUAAAUCCUGCUAAAGGCCUGUCAAACAUGAAGUUAGACGAUGUUGAAGAAUUUGUAAGUGUUAUGAAGAGUAUGUGAACUUGUCUUUUUCAUCAAUCUAGUUGGACUGGACUUUGCCUGUUUCAACCCUUGUUGUACACUCUAGUCUUUUCUUGUGCUGAUUCGUUGGAAUUUGCCCCUAUAGCUGAAAAGAUUGUGGGCAAUUUCAUGAAUCUUAGAAUUACCUACAAAUUUAAUUACGAAACUGAAUGUGUGUGAUUUAUAGUGUAUACUAAAAAUAUUCAGUGGUUACUAAAUGAGUUUAUGAAGCAGAACUUUCUGUUGCUCAUUCUAAA
Molecule: messenger RNA, 1023 nt
Organism: Glycine soja
Lineage: Eukaryota; Viridiplantae; Streptophyta; Magnoliopsida; Fabales; Fabaceae
Product: protein MIS12 homolog
Exons: 7
Coding region: 41-766 (241 amino acids)
Biological process (GO): mitotic cell cycle; kinetochore assembly; protein localization to kinetochore
Cellular component (GO): chromosome, centromeric region; nucleus
Source: RefSeq, a predicted model, not a curated record